Messenger RNA from Anopheles bellator, 804 nucleotides. Its product is annotated as collagenase-like. Bases 1 to 804 code for a protein of 267 amino acids. The record is from RefSeq and is a predicted model, not a curated record. Gene Ontology annotation, biological process: proteolysis. The transcript is spliced from 2 exons. NCBI's taxonomy places the organism in Eukaryota, Metazoa, Arthropoda, Insecta, Diptera, Culicidae. Gene Ontology annotation, molecular function: serine-type endopeptidase activity.
AUGAAAUCGCUGCUCGUGUUCGCACUGCUGUUGGUCGCUGUUACGGCGUACGUGCCACGUGACAAGCGCGUUGUUGGGGGCGAUGUGGCCACACUCAGUCAGUUCCCUUACACUGUCGGUUUGAUCACUCGCAUCAACAUCCUGCUUACUGGCCAGUGUUCUGGAUCGUUGGUCUCGGCCAACUUUAUCCUUACUGCCGGACGCUGUGUCUCCGGAAUCCAGAGUGCCGUCGCUGUGCUGGGCGGCCUGCGCAUCAAUGAUGCGAGCGAAGCCGGAACGCUGCGAGUCACGGUAACGGACUUCAUCAUCCACCCGCAGUACGAAACGGAACCCGACAUCUUCGAUGUGGCGCUUGUCCGAACGCCACUUCCCGUCCCAUUCUCGGAUCGUGUCCGCCCCGUGCGUCUACCAAACUUGCGCCAGGUGGAGGCAACCUUCGUCGGUCAACAAGCCACCGUCACUGGCUGGGGUCGGUUCGGUGAAGGAACUGCCAACUCGGAGGUGCUCCGCUUCGGACGUGCCCAAGUCAUUUCGACACUGGCCUGUCGCAUUAGUCUGCCGACGAACACGAUCGCCGAUCAGCACGUGUGUACCGACGGAGCGGGCAGCUCGCCAUGCCAAGGUGAUGUUGGGGGCCCACUUACUAUCGUCGAUUCCGACGGCACUACCACGCAGAUCGGUGUGUUCUCGUUCAUUUCGAUCCUCGGUUGUGAAUCAGGCCGUGCCGCAGUGCAUACCCGCAUGUCAUCUUACCUCAAUUGGAUCGGCGACAACUCGGACGUCGAGAUCCGUGACAACUUCUAA